Messenger RNA from Lodderomyces orthopsilosis Co 90-125, 1719 nucleotides. RefSeq lists its product as uncharacterized. The transcript has a single exon. NCBI's taxonomy places the organism in Eukaryota, Fungi, Ascomycota, Pichiomycetes, Serinales, Debaryomycetaceae. The coding region runs from base 1 to 1719 and encodes 572 amino acids. The record is from RefSeq and is a predicted model, not a curated record.
AUGGAUCGAUACCAAGAUAAGCCAAAGCCCAGAUCAAGGCCGGUUUCUGCAAUUAUAUCAACUACAACAACCAAUGUCACUUCUCAUGAUCAUGGGACGUCUUUCCUGCCAACAUCAGCGACACUGCUAACACUGCUAACUUCACAUCAAAUACCCCGAACACAACCAACUUCAACAUCAACCAAUCUUUUACGAAAAUCGGAACCACUGAAGCUUUUGCAAACGCCACGAAUCUCACUUGAAAAGGCAUUGAGAAAGUCACCUACACUCAUCACAAAGAAGGAUAUUCUCAAAAAUGAAUUGCGUACUGCUGGUAAUUCCAACAUCGAUGAAUCCAACCAUGAUCGUCUCGAAUUGCAGUUCCUUGUUUCAAUCUAUGUCCCCGGUCUUCGCCCUUUGCGCAAUGCAAGCUUGUUGGACCGAUUGAGGAAUCGAUUGCCAACAAUUGUGGAAAAUCUUGAUGUCAAUUUGUCACUACAUUUGUUUCUAUCAACAAUCAUGGUGAGGUUUGUCAAUCUGUGGUAUUUGACAAAGCUAAAUACUAAUAAUAAGGAGUUUUUAAAGGCUGUGUAUGAUGAUAUUUUAGUUGCUUUAGUGAGAGACGUGGCAAAUAGAAUUGCCACUAUAAGUAGUUACCAUUUGUUGAACGUCGCUGAUGAUUUAGUUCUGAUAUUGAAUACUCAUUUGACAGAAUUUGUUGCCGAGGGGAAGUACCCAUAUAAGGUUCUCGAUGAUUAUUAUGAUCUAACAGAGACGGCAAAUAGCCUAUACUAUGAUUCAUUUAAGAAUCCAAGGGAUGUGCUUCAGAUGUAUCUUUCACAAAAGCAUAUAAUCUUUGACCAGCUGAAAGAUACUCAAGAGGAGCCAGUCUUAAUUUACUUUAGAGUUAUGGUUCAAACAAUGCUUCAGAAAAUCAUGGAAAACAAUGAAAAAGAUUCAAUAUUCACAUCGAAAAUAACAAGCGAUUUGCUAAUUUUGGCACUUGGUGAUUUGGUUAUAAAUCAACUUUUCCAAAAAACAUCGUCGCCUGAAUUUAUUUUAGGUUCGAUCAACAAAGCCGUGCUAAGCUUGUUGUCCGUCUUGAAGAAGCAUAAAAAUACCAAAGCUUCGGCGACUGUGUCUAAUCAAUCGGUUAUUGGUAUAGUCGUGACUUUUGCAUACACCAUAUACGAACUGUUAGUAAUGUUGGUUAUGGCAAUUAAGUUAUCUUCCAGGUAUGAAGCUCCUUUUGACGUGAUAAACUCCUCAGUGUUUCUACUAGUGGGAACAUUAUUGACGCUUAAGCAAACCAGACCAUUGUUAUACACCCUUGCAUUAUCAUUAAAGAGCGUUAUAUGGAGCAUCCUGGGAUUAAAGAAUGGUAUCAAUAAUGUGGCCCUGAAGUAUGCGAUUGAGUACUUGAGUGAAACCCUUACAGAGGAAACUAUUCGCAAUCUAAUCAAUCAGUUGCGGAUAGAAUUAUUUUACACAGACAAGAAGGAUAUACUGCAUGAAGAUCAGGAUGUUUUGCUUGACACUGUUGCUGACAAUAUUGCCGAGUUAUUUACUCAUUUACCCUUUGGAAAGCAGCUACAUCUUAAUAUACUAUGCAAUAAAAUCAAGCAGGUCUUGAUUAUAUUUGACCACGAUGAGCAGUUGGAUCCCGCAAACAAUGUCAACCAGCUUCUCGUUAUCCAAUUCUUGGACCGUAUUGUUUAUGCCGUAUAUAAUGAUAUAUAA